Messenger RNA from Drosophila yakuba, 1722 nucleotides. RefSeq names its product Na(+)/H(+) exchange regulatory cofactor NHE-RF1. The coding region runs from base 446 to 1339 and encodes 297 amino acids. The transcript has 2 exons. The record is from RefSeq and is a predicted model, not a curated record. Gene Ontology annotation, cellular component: apical plasma membrane. Gene Ontology annotation, molecular function: protein-membrane adaptor activity; protein binding. NCBI's taxonomy places the organism in Eukaryota, Metazoa, Arthropoda, Insecta, Diptera, Drosophilidae. Gene Ontology annotation, biological process: protein localization to plasma membrane.
UACUAUUUGUCCGCGAAAGCGUUAACAACGUUCCAACGGAAUAAUAUUACAUACGUAGAAAUAAUAUCAGUAAGGCAGCAGCAACAGCAGUAGCAGCAGCAACAACAACAUCAUCGCGAGUAGCCUCUCUCUUUGCGCCUCUUUCGCCUGUCAACAGUUAUUUUAGCCGAGAGAUUUUUGUGUGACUUUUUCGUGUGCUGUUCGCUUUCGUUUCGUUUGGUUGUUCGGCGGCGGCGACUCCUUCGUUUCAUUAAAAAUACUAAGGCCUUGCAACAAUAACAAAAACAACAACGUGCCUAUGUGUUUGUAUGCGACUGCGUUUGCAUACAGAAAAGAGUAGAGUGUGCAACAACAGUAACUGCAACAACAGUAACAAAAGCCAAAAAAAUCAACAGCUACAUUUGAACGGGAAUCGUUUGUACUUGUUUGUUUAAGCGAAGCCAAGAUGUCCACGCCCACUUCCCCGAAGACGCCCACACCGCCCACUUUGCCACCGGGCGUGACCAAAACAUGUCACAUUGUGAAAAGGCCCGAUUUCGAUGGCUACGGCUUCAAUUUGCACUCGGAGAAGGUGAAACCAGGACAGUUUAUUGGCAAAGUCGAUGCGGAUUCCCCGGCAGAGGCAGCCGGCCUGAAGGAGGGCGAUCGCAUCCUGGAGGUCAACGGUGUGUCCAUUGGCAGCGAAACCCACAAGCAGGUGGUGGCCAGGAUCAAGGCCAUUGCGAAUGAAGUGCGCUUGCUGCUCAUCGAUGUGGAUGGCAAGGCUUUGGAGGUAAAACCCGCAUCUCCGUCAGCCGCUGCCUGCAAUGGAAAUGGCAGUGCCAGUCAGAAUGGAUACGAGGGCACCAAGCAGGAGAUGCCCGGAGCAAGUGCCAAUAUCAGUAGCAUCAGUAUGGUGAGCACCAAGCGAUCCUCAAAUGCCAGCAGCAUUCAGAGCGGCAGCACCAUGAAUGCCUCCGAUUUGGAUGUGGUCGAUAGGGGAAUCCCGGCAGCCACAGCUCCGGUGGCUACCACACCACCGCCUCCCGUUCAAAAUGGUAGUAAACCCUCAUCGCCGAUUAAUAACAACACUCUGAUCAGCACACCACCGCCGCCCUCCGCUACCAAGGCUGGCAUCAAUAACAAUGGCAGUGUUUAUAACACCAAUGGAAAUGGCACAAAUGGCAUGAACACGCCCACCACGCCUCCCCCACCAAGCAGUGGCAAUAAGGCGGGCAGCUUGAACUUACCACUGACAGCCGCCGAAAUGCGCGCCAAGUUGGCCUCCAAGAAGAAGUACGAUCCCAAGAACGAGAGUGUGGACCUCAAGAAGAAGUUCGACAUCAUUCAGAAGCUCUGAGACGAACAGGCAAACGCAACCAACACACAAUACUACUUGUUAUAAUGUCAGGAUGAGGAGCUAGAUAGAGCUGGUUUUGUCAGGCAUACACCACACAAUAUACAAUAUGUUUAGCUAGUAGUACGAAGAGUCACUUAUUAACUAAGCAAGUUUUUAAUUAUUAGCCCCUAAGUGAAAGAGCGACCAACGAUGGUAGUGUAGGCGGAUAUGGAGCACCUACCCUUGGAAUAUCUAUACAUACGACAUACAUGUAUUCUAUAAAUUCAAAUAUUGCAAACUCCGAUUGGCAAUGUUGCCCUGGUUCAUUGAACAACUUUCGUUGAAUAUGUACUUAGUUUUGCUUGUAUUUUUGUAAAGUAAAUAAAGCAAAAAUAUAAAAGAAA